GAAUUGGUUCCGUAACUUUGACCGCUUCUCAAAGCUUUUGCAAGCUGACGUGGUCUCUGUUUUGUCUGAACGGAGGUAUGCGGCAAGUACCACAUCGACCGCACGGAGCUUCGUCAUCGUGCGUCGAUGCAGUUGCCAUAGUAACGGAGCGGAGUAUCACUCCGCCUCGCGUGUAGGCAAACCCGCAGAGGAGUGGUCCAAAGAAGAAAGCCAGGGGCACGCAAUGGAUAGGAUCUGUUUAAUGAAAAAGCGGAUGGUGUACCCAGAGCGCUUGGAACUGGACAGUCUCAUCAAAAUAAAUAGACAGCCGCCUGCUGGGUCCUGGUGCAAUGAAUCCCAGCUCUGUGACUUGCAAGAAACAAGGCAACAGCGGCGGCCCACAGAAAUCUCCGGCCUUCAGUCAGUUGAGACGACAAUUCUGGGCAUUCCUAUGCUUCUUUCUGUGAGGUCUCUGGAUGACCUGGAACAAGGCAAUGCUGACAGACAGUCCACCAUCAGCACCAACAUCUACAGAAGCAGUAGUGAUGAAAACAGCUGCAUCCUUCAAGCUGAUGGUCAACUGUUCAUCCGUCAGAGAAUUCGCCACUUGGUGCGUGCAUUUACGGAACGUGCCCAGAGAAUCCGCCGUCGUUUGGAGUUGCCCCCUACUCCUUCCACUGUAAGCAGUGACCCAGAAGAUGGUAAUGAUCUGCGGCCCCCUCCUCUGUUCAGAAGAUUGCAGUUAACAAAUUGCGAAUCUGCUGAUUCCUCCACAUGUGCUCCUGUAGCAGGCUGUCACUCCUUCUGGGGGCGCAUCAAGUCUAUCCACUGCAACCGUACCUUGGAUCCACAGAGGUAUGAAUACAUCUCAUGGCUGUUUGUUGUGAUGCUGUGCUACAUGUACAACUGCUGGGUAAUUCCGCUACGCAACACCUUUCCUUAUCAAACUGCUGAAAACACGCCAAUCUGGCUCGCACUUGAUUACUCUGCUGAUGCCAUCUAUUUCUUGGAUGUGGCAUUCAUAAAACCCAGGCUUAAAUACCUUGAGGAGGGAUUCUGGGUUGCAGACCUCAGUCUUACAAGAAGAAAUUACAUACAAAAGUGGCAGUUUAAGAUGGAUGUUUUGUCAUUGAUGCCUCUAGACCUCCUAUAUUUCAUCUUUGGCACAGAAUAUCUCAUGCUGAGGAUCCCAAGACUCUUAAAGAUUCAGACCUUCUGGGAGUUCUUUGACAGAGUAGACAACAUGGUCUCUUCCCCAUAUGUGGUGAGAAUGGCCCGCACAUUGACAUACAUGCUGUACCUCAUACAUCUCAAUGCCUGUGCAUAUUAUGCCUUCUCAACCUGGAAAGGUCUUGGCACUAACAGCUGGGUCUUCAGCGGGAAAGGCAGUCCGUAUAUUAGAUGUUUCUAUUUUGCAACAAAGACUGCCACAUCAAUAGGAAAAAACCCAAAACCAGAGACAGAAGAAGAAAGUCUUUUCAUGACUUGCAGCUGGUUGAUGGGAGUUUUUGUUUUUGCAAUCUUAAUUGGUCAGAUGCGGGAUAUAGUUGUCACAGCCACGCGGUCUCAAACAGAGUACAAGAAAUUGGUAGAUGAGGCACUAGAGUACAUGAGGUGCCUUAAUGUACCUAACCACCUGCAGGAACGGGUCAAAUUGUGGUUCACAUUCACAUGGGAACAACAACACACACUCGACGAGAGCCGAAUCAUGGACACGCUACCACAUAAAAUGAAGACAGACAUUGCCAUUAACGUGCACAUACAGACGCUGAGUAAAGUGCAGCUGUUUCACGAUUGCGAUGAGGCUCUUCUGCGAGAGCUUGUACUGAAGUUGCGCCCUGUAAUAUUCCUGCCUGGGGACUUCAUCUGCCGCAAGGGUGAAGUGGGAAAGCAGAUGUACAUUGUGAAAACAGGGCAAGUGCAAGUGAUGGGAGGAGAGAAUGAGUCAGAAGUUCUUGCAACACUCACAGAGGGCUCUGUGUUUGGAGAGAUAAGCCUUUUGGCUAUAGCUGGGUGUAACCGAAGAACUGCUACUGUUAGGUCUCGAGGAUUUUCAAAUUUGUUUGUGUUGCGUAAAGCAGAUCUGAAUGAAGCCAUUGCAUAUUAUCCAGACGCUCAAGAGAUACUCAAGAAGAAGGCAAAGCAGUUGAUAAAGCAAAAUGCAGAUAGAGAAAGGAACAAUAAAAAAGAACAAGAAAUGGCAGAAGUAAUUAUUGGGAACAGGGUUGAAGCACCUGAAACACCUCGUCUUGUUCACACUGUCAUGCAAGUAGUGCCUGCCAAUUCCCCAACUGCUCAUUUACUCAAGUAUGGCUCACGCUCCACCAGACGAGUAAACAACACCUGGCUAAAUUGUGCACAGCCCACCACAGAGAAUCAGGUUGUAGAUCAUGUUGGUGUUCCUUCAAAACUGACUGCUCUGUGUAGGCCUAUGGAUGUGUGCAACAGUGAAGCAUCUCACCAGUGUAACCAUGCAAGUCAUAACUCAGACCAGAUGCAGGUUAAAAUAAUUAAUUCCAUGCCUCAUAUUGGUAAUAAUGAGGACAACACUUUCCAGUGUAUGGUGACUGUGCACAGAGAGAUGAGCCAAUAGCAAACUUCCUGCUAGUAAUAUUGCCUGAAGGAUUUGAAGGCACAGGAGUUUCUAUAUUACUACUUGGAUGAUAUGAAUGAAUUCAGUCUGUUCACAUUAUAACAUCCUUGGCAUGAACAGACUGUUCAUUCCUGAUCCUCUUCAUGGGACAUUCUCUCAGGCAGUUGGUUAUUUAUGAACAUAGUACACUCAACUCUCAAUUAUCCGGGAUAAUGGUGGGGAUGGAAAUCACGAUUACUCGAAAACCCGGUU
Molecule: messenger RNA, 2824 nt
Organism: Cryptotermes secundus
Lineage: Eukaryota; Metazoa; Arthropoda; Insecta; Blattodea; Kalotermitidae
Gene: CngB
Product: cyclic nucleotide-gated cation channel beta-1
Exons: 16
Coding region: 224-2572 (782 amino acids)
Biological process (GO): monoatomic cation transmembrane transport
Cellular component (GO): intracellular cyclic nucleotide activated cation channel complex; plasma membrane
Molecular function (GO): cGMP binding; intracellularly cAMP-activated cation channel activity; intracellularly cGMP-activated cation channel activity
Source: RefSeq, a predicted model, not a curated record